UUUUUAUGCCCCGCGCAUUAUAUUGUAGUCAUGCUAUGGAAGAUGUAAGAGGCGAAUUGCGAAAAUAUAUAAAUCUACGGCUCACUUGAAUCAGAAGCAGAGCCACCACAGGAAGCAAACCUGCAUCAAGUUGAGAAAUAGAGAGAUGGAAAAUGGCGAGACCAAAACACUGCCAAAAUCAGGGGCCAUGGUUGGUGGAGAUGGACCUCGUAGCUAUGCCCAAAAUUCUUCUUAUCAGAGGGGAGUGCUGAUUAUCGUGGAUGAAUUGAUGGAUGAAGGCAUCAAAGAGACGCUUGACUUUAUAAGCCCUUGUUCUGAUUCUUCAAAUAUGUGCAAAUUUCGAAUCGCAGAUUUUGGAUGUUCUGCUGGGCCGAAUACAUUCUUGGCAAUGGAGAAAAUCAUGGAAGUGUUGGGGAUUCCGACCGUAUACUUUGCUGCUGGAGUGCCUGGUACUUUUUAUGGUCGUCUAUUCCCAAAGUCAACGCUCCAUCUUACAUACGCUUCCUAUUCCUUGCAAUGGCUCUCUAAGGUUCCAGAGGAAGUUGUGGACACCAAAUCUCCAGCGUGGAAUAAGGGUAGCAUACAGUGCAGUGGAACUGCAAAAGAAGUAGCGAAGGCGUAUUCAGCUCAGUUCAAAACGGAUAUGGAUAACUUUCUGAAUGCUAGAGCUCAAGAAAUUAUUGGUGGAGGAUUGAUGGUGAUCAUAAUUUGUGGUCUUCCUGACGGAAUCCUUAUGUCUCAAACUGUAGUUGGAAUAUGCAUUGAGCUUUUGGGGUCUUGCCUCAUCGACAUGGCGAAAUUGGUAAGCAAUAACAUAUGGCUUGGUUUAUUUUUUGGAGUGAUUAGUGAAGAAAAGGUGGAUACCUUUAAUUUGCCUUUGUACUACUCUUCAGCUAAGGAGUUGGAAGAGAUUAUAAAGAACCACGGACAUUUCUGUAUUGAGAGAUUGAACAUGCUGAAUCAUCCCAUGAUGAAAAGGAAGAUCGAUGUCCAAUCUCAUAUUUCGCAAUUUAGAGCUAUUUUUCAGGGACUAUUGGAAGCACACUUUGGAAGGGAUGAUGUUGACAAAAUAUUCGAAUAUCUUGCCAAGAAGCUUGCAGAGAAUUAUGACUCUGUCUUCAAUGUGGCAAAGCAUCAACACGUCGAGCAUUUUAUCCUGCUGAAGCGUAACAUUAAUUGAUGAAAGAUAUGCGUCAUUGGAUUUCAAUGUUUUGUGGUCUUAUUACCAUACCGAAUAAUGUUUGUAUCUUUUAUGCUCUGGUAGCUAUACUGCUACGAUUUUCUUUUUUCUUUUUUCUUCUAUCUGUCUGUUCUUGUUCUUGCGAGUGGUAGGGUGCCCAUAAUGCCAUACUUGAAUCUUUUAAAGCAGAGAAAUUAAUCGUGCAUUGAGAUUCGGCCAUUGGAUCCGAUCCUUACAACGA
Molecule: messenger RNA, 1421 nt
Organism: Populus nigra (black poplar)
Lineage: Eukaryota; Viridiplantae; Streptophyta; Magnoliopsida; Malpighiales; Salicaceae
Product: loganic acid O-methyltransferase-like
Exons: 4
Coding region: 146-1180 (344 amino acids)
Biological process (GO): methylation
Molecular function (GO): S-adenosylmethionine-dependent methyltransferase activity
Source: RefSeq, a predicted model, not a curated record